Molecule: messenger RNA, 1297 nt
Organism: Anneissia japonica
Lineage: Eukaryota; Metazoa; Echinodermata; Crinoidea; Comatulida; Comatulidae
Product: sortilin-related receptor-like
Exons: 2
Cellular component (GO): plasma membrane
Molecular function (GO): protein binding
Source: RefSeq, a predicted model, not a curated record
UGCACAAGUUAUGAAUUUGAAUGCAAAGACAAAUCUUGUAUCCCCACAUCAAAAGUAUGCGAUGGAUAUAACGACUGUGCUUGGGGUGAAGACGAGGAGAAGGACUGUGGAUGUACAAGUUAUGAAUUUGAAUGCAAAGACAAAUCGUGCAUUCCUACAUCUAAAGUAUGCAAUGGAUAUAACGACUGUACCUGGGGUGAAGACGAAAAUGACUGUGGAUGUACAAGUUAUGAAUUUGAAUGCAAAGACAAAUCUUGUAUCCCCACAUCGAAAGUAUGCGAUGGAUAUAAUGACUGUGCUCGGGGUGAAGAAGAAAAGGACUGCGGUUGUAGAAGUUAUGAAUUUGAAUGCAAAGACAAAUCUUGUAUUCCCACAUCAAAAGUAUGCAAUGGUGUCAGCGACUGUGCUUGGGGUGAAGACGAAGCAGAAUGCGGUUGUGCGAGUUAUGAAUUUGAAUGUAAAGGCAAAUCCUGUAUUCCUACAUCAAAAGUAUGCGAUGGAUAUAGUGACUGUCCUUGGGGUGAAGACGAGAAAGACUGUGGAUGUACAAGUUAUGAGUUUGAAUGCAAAGACAAAUUAUGUAUUCCUACAUCAAAACAAUGCAAUGGAUAUAACGACUGUGCUUGGGGUGAAGACGAGGAGGACUGUGGAUGUACAAGCUAUGAAUUUAAAUGCAAAGAUAAAUCAUGUAUUCCUACAUCGAAAGUGUGCGACGGGUAUAGCGACUGCGCUCGCAGUGAAGAUGAAAAGGACUGUGAAUGUACAAGUUUUGAAUUUGAAUGCAAAGAUAAAUCAUGUGUUCCUCAAUCGAAAAUAUGCGAUGGAAAUAGUGACUGUGCUUGGGGUGAAGACGAGAAAGACUGCGGAUGUACAAGUUAUGAAUUUGAAUGCAAAGACAAAUCGUGUAUUCCUAAAUCAAAAUUAUGCGAUGGAUAUAGUGACUGUGCUUGGGGUGAAGAUGAGGCAAAAUGCGGUUGUACAAUUUAUGAAUUUGAAUGCAAAGAUAAAUUGUGUAUUCCUACAUCGAAAUUAUGCGAUGGAUAUAGUGACUGUGCUUGGGGUGAAGACGAGGCAGAAUGCGGUUGUACAAACUAUGAAUUUGAAUGCAAAGAUAAAUCAUGUAUUCCUACAUCGAAAGUAUGCGAUGGACAUAGCGACUGUGCUUGGGGAGAAGACGAGAAAGAUUGUGGAUGUACAAGUUAUGAAUUUGAAUGCAAAGAUAAAUCAUGUAUUCCUAAAUCGAAAGUAUGCGAUGGACAUAGUGACUGUGCUUGGGGUGAAGACGAGGCAGAAUGUG